Molecule: messenger RNA, 810 nt
Organism: Drosophila biarmipes
Lineage: Eukaryota; Metazoa; Arthropoda; Insecta; Diptera; Drosophilidae
Product: serine protease 1-like
Exons: 1
Coding region: 7-810 (267 amino acids)
Biological process (GO): proteolysis
Molecular function (GO): serine-type endopeptidase activity
Source: RefSeq, a predicted model, not a curated record
GCUACCAUGAAAGUGUUUCUUCUACUGGCUCUGGCUCUGGCCGCCGUCUCCGCCGAGACCCCCAAGCAGGUCCACCCCAAGGAUCUGCCCAAGGACAACAAGAUCAAUGGUCGUAUUGUGAACGGAUAUCCGGCCACCGAGGGCAAGGCUCCCUACACGGUGGGUCUGGAGUUCAACAACCCCGGCGGCGGUUGGUGGUGCGGUGGUUCCAUCAUCGCCCACGACUGGAUUCUGACUGCUGCCCACUGUACGGACAACACGGAGCAAGUGAAAAUCUUUUACGGAGCCACCUGGCACUUCAACGCCCAGUUCACCCAGAUCGUCAGCAACAGCGCCAUCAUCCAGAACCCCAAGUGGCCCAAUGAGAACGGCAACGACAUCUCCCUGAUCCGCACCCCCAGCGUGGAGUUCUCCAGCACGGUCAACAUGGUGGAGCUGCCCAGCUUCAACGACCGCUACAACAUGUACGACAACUGGUGGGCCGUUGCCUGCGGAUGGGGAAUGACCACCGCCGGAUCCCAGCCCGACUGGAUGGAGUGCGUCGACCUGCAGAUCAUCAGCAAUGCUGACUGCUCCAGCGUCUAUGGCGCGCAGCCCGAGGGAAUCCUCUGUGUGGCCACCACUGGCGGCAAGUCCACCUGCUUCGGCGACUCCGGUGGCCCCCUGGUUCUUCAUGACGGCACCAAGCUCGUAGGAGUCACCUCCUGGGUCGCUGGCAACGGCUGCGAUGCUGGCUACCCCUCCGGGUUCACCCGCGUCACCAGCCAGCUGGAAUGGAUCCGCGACAACUCCGGAAUCGCUUACUACUAA